GUGGAUGUGGGACUAAUGUUAGUCUGUCAAGAAGCUCUUUAACAGUAGUUUGUCCUUAGAAGUGCGCCUCGUAUUUACGAAAAAAACAACAGAACUAUCAAUUAAAUUUUUGAUAUGCAUUAACAGAAAAAAAUACUCUAUAGAAGAUUUGAUUUGGUAAUCUGGAUAACAUGUAAGUGUAAUUGCAAAUUAACAUCGGCUUUAUUGCCUAAGAUAUAAUUCAGAGAAAAUUACAAAAGUACGAAAUUUAUUGCAAGAAAUUAAUUUUGGCAUGUGUAAUUACUGAAUGAAAAUCGUCCACUACAAUUCUGCAAAAUUUAAGACGCCACUGGUAUGAUUCAUGUGUGGAAGCUUAAGGACACAUAAUACAUUAAAGUGUCAUCAGCAAUACAGAUGAUAUGCCAGGUUGGUUUGUUAAAUUUAAAGUCUAUCGAUAUCAUGAAUCCCUCGCUUCAAUUGCAAACCAGGAGCCAUGAAUAAGCCCUAAAACAGAUAUUAAACUGACUGUAUACAUCAAGCAUUUUCUAUAGUGCUUACAGUAAACUUAUGGAUUAUGGGAGGUCUAGCCUAUGUCCCAAAUGAUGCUACUAAAAUAGCAUUUGAUGCUUUCUAUAUUUUGAAAAUGAUCUGUGAUGAUAACUGCUGCACAUCGAGCAAAAACGUAACAAUUUGCUUCAAGGACUACAACUUCACAGACACGACUAACAUAACUUACAUUGAGAGCUGGGAACUAGGAGUAAGAUGGACGUACGCCAUCUUAGUGAUGCUGGUGGCAUUACUAGGCAACCUAAGCAUCAUUAUUAUCCUCCUGAAGAACCGUCUGCUGCUUCGAACCUCCGUCAAUCACUUUAUCUUGAACAUGUCCAUCGCAGACCUCAUUUCAUCCAUUGCCGGACCUAUACCAUUCACCAUACGGGAUACUAGUUUCUUCUGGCCUCUGGGCGGUGUCUGGUGUCAUCUGGAGGGCUACAUACAGAUGUUAGUGAUGUUGGUGAGUGUGACGUCCCUAGCCACCAUAAGCUUCGACCGUAUGGUGGGUGUGGUGUCACCCUUCCACCAGCACCUCAAGCGUCGACACUCCCUGGCCAUCAUCGUCAUCAUCUGGGUGGUGUCAGCCAUGCUCUCUGUUCCCUUCGGCCUCUACCGGGUUUACACGGUACGCGAGUGGAAAGAUCUGACGGAGAGAACUUGUGGAGAAGAAGAUGAUAAAAUUCGUGUAUGGUGGGUGGUGAGCAUCACUGGCCUAACUUGGCUUCCUCUAGUCAUCAUGGUCGUCUCUUAUACCACAAUAUUCGUCUCUUUCAAACGAACAAACUUUAGGAGAACUUUUAAUAAAAGAGAACAUCCAGCCAUUGUGCACCUGAAGCAGCGGGUGGUGAGAAUGAUGUUUGUGGUGGUGCUUGUCUUCAGUGCUUGUUGGCUGCCCUUCCAGAUCCUCAUGUUAACGAAGAAAAAUUUUAUUGAUAGCGAGGGUCACCUCAAGAACCCUGCUGCUAAAGAGACGUACGGCAUCUUGCUGACAGUGUCAGAGUACAUGAUCUACACCAACCCUGCCAUCAACCCCAUCGUGUACGCUCUCAUGCACCAGACUUUCAGGAGAGCGUUCCGUGUCACCUUCUCCUGCUUCUUCAAUAACAAGUCCUCGCUGGUGCUGACACCUGGCCAAGGGAUGAAUAGAUAUGUGUGGUCUAUCAAAUCCUCGUCCACUCUUUACGGUAACGACCUGCUCACUAGCCCACCACGAAAUUUGAGAGACCGAAUCCAAGGGAGAAACCAAGUGACGUCUUCAGCUGUAGUAUCAACUUCAGCAGUAGCAACUUCGAUUGCCCUGGAUAUCAAGUCAAGAAAGCAAAGGAGACGGAGCUUUUCUGAAGAUUCAGGAACACGUAACAGAUGCGACAUUGGCAAUGGAAGAACAAUGCUCCCCUUAUCUUAUGCCAACGAGGGAUAUGUCAUGGACCUGCAGCCCAGGAGACAGUCCUUCGUGAGCACGGGUGCUUUAGGGCACCUCAUUACACAAGUUAUAGUAGAAGAAACAUCCAGUGAUGUAGAAAACGAGCGUGUAUUAUGAAGUCGCACUGAGGAGGUAUUGAAAGUUCCAAAAGAAUUAAAACUUUUCUGAUGAGUACAUCUCUGUUGAUGUGUGUACAUUGAGAGCAACAGAAAAGUCACAUGUGGAGAAGUAAAUAUCUUUUAUCCUAAUUAGCCCAUAUCUGGGAUUAAAAUAUUCUAGAUUGAUGGUGAAUAAGUAACAUACAGCCUUGGUGACCCUCGUGUGUCUAUAGGCUUUAAGCCAAAUUUAACCAUCCUAAAACUGAUUAUAUACUUUGAAAGGUGUAUAUUUUUUUUCAAUGUGUACGCCGAGAGCUUGUUUUAAUCUCUAUUUUAGGGAUUAAAAUAUUUUUGACUAGUGGUGAAAGGCAAUAUGCAGCCUUAAUGACCCUUCCUUCUUAUAGCAGAUGGACUUUAUGCCCAUGUAACCAACCAACAAAAGUCAAAAGCGAAGUGGCUUAAGGGGACACAAAUUAUAUUACAUUAUAUAUAUUGAACGGUGCUGAAAGUUAUAUCACUUGGGAGAACACACACUUGGUGGUCAAGAAACCAUGUAUUGUAUGGUGAAUUAUUCCUCUGUGAGGAACGCUCUAUACAGUGCUUGUUUUUUAAUAAAAAAAAAGUGGCCUUGGAAUGAUCAAGGCCCAUUUCUUUCGAAAAAUUAACCCUAAGAAGUUUUAUAAAUCAUUUAAGGUGUUCUUACUUUCAAGGUUAAUGAAGAGGCACGUGAAACCUUUGAGGUUACUUAACUGUGGUCAGUUAAAUGAAACAGCUAAUAUACCUGAGUGUAGGUUUGUCUCCUCACUACUUUCCGGUAUCUGGUCUUAAAUAGUUUGGUGAUACCGACAAACUGCGGUAUACCUUAUGCUGGUCAAAAUCUUGCAUAUCGACAACAGAUGGUUAUUGCAAAGUGUUCCGUGUUUGUGUAUGCAGCUCUGUAUUUUUAGAUGUACAAAUACUUGAAUUUAUUAAAAUACAUUGUAAAUAUGUAUUUGACUGACUAUUUUUAUUUACAUUGUGAUUGUUUGACUGUAACUUUAUUUUAUUUAAGGACUAAAUUAUAUUUUGUACAGAUCUUAUUGUAAAUCUACCUUUGUGUGGGUUAUGCCCGUAGUGUAACGAAAGUUAUGUAAUGUAUUAUUGUUUAAGCUGAAUUCUUAUUAGAUGGCUUCUCGACAUCUGGAUUUUUCUUAGCGCUGACAACGCUCGUAGUCUCCGAGAAUUGACAUUGAACUGAGCUCUUCAACAGUUCAUGAUCCAAAGCAUUGAGCUGCCGUCUCCUUCCUCGAAUUGAAAAUAAUAAUAAUGAUAUUUAAUAAAACUUAUAAUCAUACUGAA
This is a messenger RNA of Cherax quadricarinatus, 3390 nucleotides long. RefSeq names its product neuropeptide Y receptor type 2. The record is from RefSeq and is a predicted model, not a curated record. Lineage: Eukaryota; Metazoa; Arthropoda; Malacostraca; Decapoda; Parastacidae. Gene Ontology annotation, biological process: G protein-coupled receptor signaling pathway. Gene Ontology annotation, molecular function: G protein-coupled receptor activity. Gene Ontology annotation, cellular component: plasma membrane.